Messenger RNA from Boeremia exigua, 1189 nucleotides. Its product is annotated as Shr3 amino acid permease chaperone. The transcript has 2 exons. The record is from RefSeq and is a predicted model, not a curated record. Gene Ontology annotation, cellular component: endoplasmic reticulum membrane. Lineage: Eukaryota; Fungi; Ascomycota; Dothideomycetes; Pleosporales; Didymellaceae. Bases 274 to 876 code for a protein of 200 amino acids. Gene Ontology annotation, biological process: endoplasmic reticulum to Golgi vesicle-mediated transport.
CGUGAACUCAGCAUCGUCACUUUCAAUUCCCAGCUUCACCAGAUGUGCUGGCCCUCACCCAAGUCGUCUUCAAAAAGCAGUCCUCGCAACUAUUCCUUAGAUAGGAACUCGCUACCGUCACCAACCGCGUUUAGGUUACCAACCGCGUUUAGUCGGCCGUCAAAUCCCAGGAGCCGCAAACGAUAAGCCUCCGGCCCGCCCAUCGCCCUCCGCACAAAACCGCCGUGCGUCCUCUUCUCGACACCGCGCAAGUCACCGCGACACGAACCCGCAAUGGCCGGCAACAACUUCGCCCAGUUCAUGGUCGUCGGACCGACCUGUUUCUUCCUGGGCAUCCUCUUCGCGUCGCUGCCCUACGAUUACAACGCGCUCUGGGCGGUCCCCGCGGACCGCGACGCGUACUUCACGAUCCUCGAGGACCACAUCAAGUUCCUGUACGCGUCGCCGCCGAUCAUCAGCCGCAUCCUGAACAUGGUGAUCGGCACCGGCAUCCUCGGGUUCCUGCUGAAGCUGUUCCGCGCCUCCGAGAGCAACAUGCUGUUCGACGGCGCCAGCCUCGUGCUGUACAUGGCGGGUAUCACCGUGUACCUGACCAACAUCGUCAAGGGCUUCCGCGUCGUGACUGCGGGGAUCUACGGGAACUUGUCGCCGGAGAUGCAGUCCGAGGUGCAGGAGGACGGCGAGGGCGAGUAUAUUAGCCGCGAGGACACGCUGAGGGUGUUUGCAGCUAGUAAUACGAUUCUGGCGCUUGUGCUGGUGGGUGUCCUGGUGCUGCAGGCCGGGCAGUGGUAUGCGAAGCGCGCGGAGGAGAUUGAGAUUCGCGAGAUCGAGCGCAAGGAGGAGGAGCGCAAGAGCGCGGGGAAGAAGAAGAACUAGGCGGUGAUGGGGAGUAGUAGGCCACGGGGCCGCGCGCUGGGGGCGCUGUGGCCCGCAGCGUCUGUCUCACAGGGAGAAAGUAGUUUGGUAAUUCGUUUCUGCAUCAUCCCGUCCUCGUCUCUCUGAAUCGUGUUUCUCACCGUGAGCCGCGGCGGGCGCCCCAGACAUCUGGCUGUCCACGCCGCCGCUGCCAAACCCCGUUUGCACCUCCCCCAUCCACCCCAACCCACUCGCACCAAACACCCAAACACCCAAACACGCCAAACGCUACUCCAUUGCCUCCAUCCCUUCCCCAGCACACCACGUACACUGC